AUGCAGCGCAUUUUUGGUACAGCUAAAAAGGAGCCGGCACCGGAUCUUAACAAUGCCAUCGCCAAUGUCGAGUCGAGAAGUGACAGCAUUGACAAGAAGAUUCAGAAGCUCGAUGGAGAUCUUAUGAAGCUUCGAGACCAAAUGUCGAAAAUGCGUGAGGGUCCGAGCAAGAAUCUUAUCAAGCAGAAAGCCUUACGGUAAAAUUUCCCUCUUUUGACUUCACAAUCCUGAUGUAUUCCAGAAUCCUCAAGCAGAAGAGAAUGUAUGAAAACCAGAAGGGUCAACUUGAUCAGCAAGCAUUCAAUAUGGAUCAAAGCAAUUUUGCAAUUCAAGGAAUGAAAGACAACCAGGUUACGGUUGCUGCAAUGAAGGACGGACUAAAGACGAUGCAAAAGGAAUACAAGAAGAUGAACAUCGAUAAGAUUGAGGACCUUCAAGACCAAAUGGAAGACAUGCUGGAUCUGAACAACGAAAUUCAGGAGGCUAUGAGCAGACAGUAUGACACACCUGAUGUGAGUAAUUUCAAUUCCCUUGUGUUUUUGAAAAUGAUUUCUACAGAUUGAUGAGGCUGAUUUGGAGGCCGAGUUGGCUAUGUUAGGAGACGAAUUGGAUAUUGGAGAGAGCGACACGAAUUACUUGGAUGAAGCCCUCGCUGCGCCGACGGUUCCGAACGAUUUCCAGAAACCAAAGGCGAAAGUGGCAGAAGGGCUUGAAGUGGACGAGUUCGGACUGCCGAAACUUCCCGCCUAG
This is a messenger RNA of Caenorhabditis sp. 36 PRJEB53466, 750 nucleotides long. Lineage: Eukaryota; Metazoa; Nematoda; Chromadorea; Rhabditida; Rhabditidae. The record is from the annotation of a GenBank genome assembly.